Messenger RNA from Papilio polytes (common Mormon), 1858 nucleotides. Its product is annotated as sorting nexin-7-like. The record is from RefSeq and is a predicted model, not a curated record. Bases 103 to 1494 code for a protein of 463 amino acids. Gene Ontology annotation, molecular function: phosphatidylinositol binding. Lineage: Eukaryota; Metazoa; Arthropoda; Insecta; Lepidoptera; Papilionidae. The transcript has 10 exons.
AUUCGCAUCAAGUCAUGAAGGUGUUUUAGUUUUAGAUGUUUUAAAAUUUUCAAUAUCUACAACAAAGAGAUUUCGUUCUUACUAAAUUUUUCGUACAUAGUGAUGGCAAGUGACUCAAGCUCAGCAGUGCUAGAUCUAAAUGAUGGAGACAUCACAGAGGACACGGAAGCUCCCAGUGUCACUGAUGAUGCAGUUGACGGAGCCCCCUUGAUUAUGGAGCAUGGCUAUGAUAUAGCUGUUAAGGUAGACGCACCAAUGAAACAGCUGUCUACAUUAGAGACGUUUGUAACGUAUCGUGUACGCUGCGUGUGUGCGCGUUGGUCGACUCCACCGUUUGUUAGGAGACGAUAUAAUCAUUUCAAGUUGUUACACCGUCGGUUAUGCGCCGGCGCACCUUUACUGGCGCCACCCGCGUUGCCGCCGCUCCAUUCAGCAAGACAGCAACUGGACAGAUAUCAGCCAGCGUUUGUGCAUAUACGAGCACUGGCAUUACACGCAUUCCUAGAUCGCGUGGCGAAGCACCCCAUUUUAACUCACAGUGAGGAUUUCAAACUAUUCGUCACAACUCCUGAUGAAGAAUUUGAUAAGGUAUUCAAGAGUGAAAACAGUGCAUUAAACUUAUGGGGUCUGAGUAGUGCUCUGUACGGCAGCGGGGAAUCGAAGCCUGGACCCAACGGAGCCAGAGUGCAAGACCCUGAGUUUACAGCAGCAUCGGAGUAUUUACAGUCCCUGGAGCAGAAGUUGACCACACUUUGCUCGCUCACAACUAAACUGUACAAGGGUUCGGUGGCUCUCAGCGGGGAGUAUAUGAGUUUAGGUGUGUGUUGCGGCGGGGGCGCGUGGGGGGGCGCCGGGGGCGCGCUGGCGGGGGGCGCGGCGGCGGCGGGGGGCGCGCGCGCGGCCGCCCCCCUGCGCCACCGCGCCGCGCUGCCCCUGCUGGCGGCGUACGCGCGCGCACACGCACACAAGAUACGACACAGGAACGCGUUACACGCUGCUUAUGUGUCUGGCGGCAACACGGACGAUCUACACAACAAAUUAGAACAAGCCUCAGAGGCCCUCCGUUCAGAACUCUCCGAUUGGAUACCAAAAACACGAGCUGAAGUCAAAUCUCUACUCCUCGAGCUCGCUGACAGACAAGUCAGCAUCCACGCUCAGACCCUGGCCGGCUGGCAACAAGCCCUCAGGCUGGCCACCGGGGCUGAUGUCUCCGAUAUCUUCAAAACAGUCUCCAAGACAGCGGUGCAGAACCUAUCACCAUCCAAAUGUCGACCUGAUACACCAACGGAGAAGGAUUUCGAAGAUCUAGAGAAUUAUAGUGCGGAUGAAUCGGAUCUAGAACGUUCUAGAAGUGAUGUGAACAGUAGUGUUGUGGUAGGAAGUGUUGAAGUGCAUGUGGAGUCGAGUGGUAGUGCUCAAGUGGUGUCGGAAGUGAAGCCUGAAGAGAGAGGAACGGAUCCCCAACAAGAUUUCUCGGAGGUAGAUUUAUCUUGAGUCUGUGAUAGUGUGCUGUUGGAUGUUUUUGAAUUUUAGUACCUCCGAAGGUUUAUUUGGAAUGGUAAGAAUUUGAAAUUUAAUACAGAUUUUUGUUAGUUUUUGCUAAAUUACAAUUGUACACAUAUGGAAAUAGGGAUAUGUCUGAUAAAAUUUAAUUAUGGCAGUUAUUAUAUUAAAAACAUUAAUAACUUUGUAGUCAAUAGAAGUUAGUCUUGUUUAGUCCAUUUUUGUCUCCGGAGAUAACUAGCUAUAUGCAGUCGAGUUUAUUUAUUAUCCAUUUCUGUAAAUAAUUUGACAGUAAAUGCAAUUAAUCUAAAAAAAAGCAUAUCUAUAAACUUUAUACUUAGAUUUUUAAUAGAUU